This is a messenger RNA of Strongylus vulgaris, 351 nucleotides long. The record is from the annotation of a GenBank genome assembly. NCBI's taxonomy places the organism in Eukaryota, Metazoa, Nematoda, Chromadorea, Rhabditida, Strongylidae.
AUGAUUGGUAUGGAGGAAGGGGUAAAUACAAUUUUGGAGGGUGGACGGGACGAACGAUCAAUCGUUACGGUUGGCCCGAUAGUUCCGGAAGAUGGAACCGGUAUGACGAUUUCGAUCGUCGCGGAUGGUAUGGCAACCGAGGAUGGAAUGGAUACUAUGGAAAUAGACAUGACGGCUGGGAUUCUAUACGUACAGGAGGUCCAGACCAUUGGAGCGGGAAUCCCAGAAGUGGUAACAAUUUUCAUAGUACAGGUAUCGGAAGCAGACAUGAAGGUUGGGAUUCUAUUCGUGGAGGAGACCACUGGAAUCCCGGAAGCAAUUUUGGUAAUACAGGUAUCGGAAGCGGAGUAG